Messenger RNA from Sinocyclocheilus anshuiensis, 579 nucleotides. Its product is annotated as G1/S-specific cyclin-E1-like. The record is from RefSeq and is a predicted model, not a curated record. The transcript is spliced from 6 exons. Bases 109 to 549 code for a protein of 146 amino acids. Lineage: Eukaryota; Metazoa; Chordata; Actinopteri; Cypriniformes; Cyprinidae.
CAAGCCGCUCAACAACUACUUGGCGCCGGCGCGAGAGUCACAACCAACUUGCUCCGGCCAACUGCUGCUGAAGAAGGCAACAUUCACAAGAAAUUACAUCUUACUUGCAUGCCGAAGGUCAUGGCCAGAAGAAGUGGAUGCCAGCAAGCGAGAUCUGUCAAUGGAAACACACGUAAGAUAGCAAGAGUAAAGAAAGAGUGCAACAAGAGGAGAAAAUCAAUAAAAAAGAUGAAUGACUCUCAGAAUGUAUGGAGGCAGAAUGGUCUGAACAACGUGAAUGAAGUUGUGUCUGACUCGUCUGAUCAAACUCCAGAUGCACAGCCAUCUCCACUCCCAACACUCAGUUGGGGCAGUUCAGAGGACGUCUGGAUGAAAAUGCUGAGUAAAGAGAUAAAGUACGAACACAGCAAGAGCAGUUUAGACAGACAUCCGUCACUGCGGCCCAAAAUGAGAGCCAUGCUGCUCGACUUGCUCAUGGAGGUACUGUCACACGAUCUGCUCUUCACACUAGAUUCCGUUUAUAAUGUUUCACUGUAUAGACUUCCAUGAAGUGAGAGUUAGUUAUUGUUACUAUUAAGG